AUGGCCACUACUACAUCAACAAUGGCAACGUCGAAAUUCCCCAAAGAAUUGUUACCAUUUGAACGUUAUAAUUGGCUUUAUCAUUUACAUUUCUUACGAAAUGAUUACAAUGGAUCUAUUGAACAGAUGAAUCGAUUACAAGUUGAAAGUGAAUAUUGUAUAUUUCUAAAAGGUUUGAUUAAAUUACGACAAGGUGAUGCAAAAAGUGCAUUACAACAAUUUAAUCUAUUGAAAUCGAUCAAUAAUACAACAUAUAUAAAAUCGAUUGCACGAUGUUUGUUAAUAUUGGGCAAACAUCAAAAUGUUUGUGAUAUAAUCAAAGAAGUUGGUCUUAAAAUUGCCCAACAUGAUUGGGAACUAUGGACCUUGUAUGGUUAUGCAUUACUAUAUCUUGGUUCAACAUUGCAGGCAAAAGAAGCUUUUCAAAAUGCAUUACAAAAUACCUGCCAAGUGGAACCAUUCAUCGCAUUAGCUAAAUGUCAAAUUGCCGAAAAGGAUUAUAAAUCGGCCAUUUUUGUCUUAAGAAGAGCCACAGAAAUAUCACCAAAUGAUCUACACUUGGCAACCAAAUUGGGCAUUUUAUUAUAUACGACAGGAAUCGUUUCUAAAGGUAUUGAAAAGAUUUAUGAGGCUGAUGGCCAAACGAAUACACCGGAUUUAGCGUUGACAAUUGCUAUGGGCACCAUUUUACAAGAGAUCAAACAAGAUGUUGAUGGUGCUUUUCAACGUUAUAGGCAAUCGGAUGUGUUUGAAUGUCCAAUACUGUGGAAUAAUCUUGGUAUUUGUUUUGCAAGCAAAAGUAAAUAUGUUGCUGCCAUAACCUGUUUGAAACGGGCAUUCUUUUUACAGCCAUUAGAUUGGCGAAUCAAUUAUAAUCUUGGUCUUAUCAAUCUAAAAUUGAAACAAUAUGCAAGUUCAUUUCAAUUCUUCAAAAAUACUGUCGCCUUUUGUACGGUGCCGAAUCCAAAUCUAUUAACAUUGCUCGCAAUUUGUCUAGAAUUUCUGAAUGAUAUACCAAAUUCAUUGCAAGCACAUCAAACUGCAUGUAAAUCAAUUGAAAGUACUGGUGCCAUUUCAUUGAUCAAUUAUGCUGUAUUUCUAUCUACAAAUGAUUAUGAAUUGAAUAGAGAAAAAAUAAUUGAAAUAAUGAUGGAAUUUGAAAAAUGUUGGCUAAAACGUAAAAAUAAUAACAAUGAAUUUGAUGAUAAUAUUAUGAAAACGGCAACAGCAUUGGCAACACAAUUGAAUCUUUCAACUCAUCUUUCCUGGUUAAAACCGAAAGAAAUAACAACAACAACAACAACAACAUCAUCAUCAUCAGUGUCACAAAAUUGAUUUCAUCUCAUUAUUAUUUAUAAUACAAUGUCAAUGACUUUAACC
Messenger RNA from Dermatophagoides farinae (American house dust mite), 1380 nucleotides. It is a transcript of the gene BBS4, whose product is annotated as Bardet-Biedl syndrome 4. NCBI's taxonomy places the organism in Eukaryota, Metazoa, Arthropoda, Arachnida, Sarcoptiformes, Pyroglyphidae. The record is from RefSeq and is a predicted model, not a curated record. Gene Ontology annotation, cellular component: ciliary basal body. Gene Ontology annotation, biological process: protein localization to cilium; cilium assembly. Gene Ontology annotation, molecular function: protein binding.